Messenger RNA from Coccinella septempunctata (seven-spotted ladybird), 863 nucleotides. RefSeq lists its product as uncharacterized. Gene Ontology annotation, molecular function: ribosomal large subunit binding. Gene Ontology annotation, cellular component: mitochondrion. Lineage: Eukaryota; Metazoa; Arthropoda; Insecta; Coleoptera; Coccinellidae. The record is from RefSeq and is a predicted model, not a curated record. Bases 120 to 842 code for a protein of 240 amino acids. Gene Ontology annotation, biological process: negative regulation of ribosome biogenesis; negative regulation of translation. The transcript has 3 exons.
UGAUAAAUAACAAAAUAACCUAUGAAAGCAAAUAGAAACAUAUAAGUUCUGCCUUCUGUUUAAAAUUUUCUCAUACAAUUUGUCUUACUUAUACGAAUUAUUAAAAUACAAUAUUCGACAUGAGCUUCAUUAGAUCUAUGUUAUUCAGAUGCAAUAAAAUCUCUAGGUGCAUCUUGCAUGUAGAAACAACAAGUGUUAAUUUUUCCAGAUAUCUAAAAUUAGAUUGCAUCUCCAGAAUAUCAAAGGAUGAUAAUUACGAUAAGAGCUUGCACUCUAAGUAUGAAAUUUUCAAAGAUGAUUCAGAAGUCGUUUCGGAUAUAUACGAUGAAAACAAAAAUACAUAUUACGGAUAUGAUCUUCCGGAAAAUGACGAGGAAGACAGUGAUCGUUAUCAAGGAUUGAAUUUGGAACGUGGUUCAACUGGAGUUUUCGAGAUAGAGGACUUAGUUGAUGUUUUACGCAGAGAAAAUGCAUUAGAUAUAUUUGUUGCAAAGAUACCUGAAGGAAUUAAUUAUGCAGACUUCAUUUGUGUAGUCUCUGUGAAAUCAUCAAGGCAUAUGCAUGCUGUCUCGCAGUUUGUUCGAAGAGUAUAUAAAAUGAAAAAAAACAAAAAUGAUAUAGUUCCAAAACUGGAAGGAGCAAGUUCAAAAGAUUGGCAAGCAUUAGAUCUGGGCAAUAUAGCACUACAUAUUUUUUCUAAGGAAGCUCGGGAACGAUAUGAUUUGGAUUCAUUAUGGUCUGUUGGUCCUAAGAUGGAUGUAGAAUAUAAUAAAAUUGAUCCUCUAGUAGAAAUGUUAGAAAAAAAUACAUAUUAUCUUGAUGAUUUGAAGCCAGCAAGCUGAAUAAUACAUUUUAUUUGUUAA